Drosophila rhopaloa is the source of this 2594-nucleotide messenger RNA. RefSeq lists its product as uncharacterized. Gene Ontology annotation, molecular function: glutathione transferase activity. NCBI's taxonomy places the organism in Eukaryota, Metazoa, Arthropoda, Insecta, Diptera, Drosophilidae. The record is from RefSeq and is a predicted model, not a curated record. The transcript has 2 exons. Gene Ontology annotation, biological process: glutathione metabolic process. Bases 1035 to 2318 code for a protein of 427 amino acids.
AGAAAAGACAAAUAACUGUUUGCUUAUAUUCAAUGGAAUGAUUGAAAAGCUCUGUCACUCUACGUAUUAAAUUAUUUGCUUUGCUUUGUAUUAAAAAAGUGUAUUGUUUUCCUAUUCACAGACAAACAGCUUAAAAAUUUAAAUUUUUGUUUUGGUUUUUGCUUAUUAAAUUAAAAAUGUACCUAAUUAUGUGAAUAUCAAUGUUUCCACACGUAUGUGCAUUGUACAUACAUACAUCAAUCACAUUAUCUUUUUAAUUAACGGUACAGAUAACCCAAAGCAACUCCAAUCAUAGGUGCAAACUAUUUAGCAGUCGAAUUAAUCAAUGCCAUGCACAUAUGUACAUACAUACGUAUGUAUGCUGUUGCAUUUAUAAAUAUUAAGGCUUAGUCAUAAAUAUUGGGCUAAAGUCUUGAUUUAGUUUAUAUUCCCUUGAUAAUGAAUCAUAUAGGGAAAAGCAAAUUAUCGAAGAAAUGUUUAAAGUUUUAUCACAGCUGCACCUAACAUUAAUCUAUUUUAAAUAGACAACACCUUCUGCCCGUUAUCACUCACUUAAUAGAUGACUCAUAACAGCUAACCCUUUUAAAUCAGUCCCAUUCAUAUAUGUACAUAUGAUAACAUAACAGCUCAACCAGUAUGCACCUGAAAUUAUCAUUGACGUGUGUCCAAACCGAAUAAACGGUAGUGUUCCGGUUUCCCCUUUUCAACAUUUAAUACUUGUUCGUUUUGCACGAAUUGCAAUAUAAAAGGCUGUUUAAAUACAUAAAAAAAAACAACUCAUUUUCAUAUUUAUAUAAUUGUAAAUGGUAUUGUACUGUGCCUAAGUCUAAGUGUUUAAAACACAACUUAAGUAUAAGGUCUAAAUGUCUUGAAAGCUAAAAUCAGAACAGACCUGAUAAUAAGCACCCAAAAUAUGAAAACGCGAAGAACACAUAAGUAUUGGGCUACCAAAUUUGGCUAUAUAAGUACCAGCCAUUGCUUGUUGUAGUCAGUUCUCAUUCUCGCCCGGAGGUAACAACACAUCAACGUUCAACAUGGAUUUCUACUAUAUGCCCGGUAGCGCUGGAUGCCGCACAGUAAUUAUGGUGGCUAAGGCACUUGGACUCGAGCUGAACAAGAAGCUGGUAAACACAAUGGAGGGCGAUCAGCUGAAGCCGGAGUUCCUGAAGCUCAAUCCCCAGCACACCAUUCCCACCCUGGUGGAUAAUGGAUUCUCCAUUUGGGAGUCCCGCGCCAUCGCCGUUUACCUGGUAGAGAAAUACGGCAAGGACGACUCCCUCUAUCCCAAGGACCCCAAGAAACAAGCCGUGGUCAACCAGCGCCUGUACUUCGACAUGGGCAGCCUGAGCGACUCCUUUGCGAAAUACUACUAUCCCUAUUUCCGCACUGGAAAGCUGGGCACUGAAGAGGACUUGAAGAAAAUCGAAACCGUCUUCGGUUUCCUUGACACCUUCCUAGAAGGAAAGGACUACGUGGCCGGAGACCAGCUCACUGUUGCCGAUUUUGCCAUCCUGGCCAAUGUCUCUACCUAUGAUGUUGUUGAGUUCGACUUCAGCAAGUACUCCAAUGUGGUCAGGUGGUACGCCAAUGCCAAGAAGGUGACUCCCGGAUGGGCUGAGAACUGGGAGGGCCUGCAGCAGAUGAAGGAAUUCUUCGAGUCCCUCUCCAACAUGGAUCUAUACUACCUGCCUCUGGUCAGCGCAUGUCGCUCCGUUCUCAUGGUAGCCAAGGCCCUGAACCUUGACCUGAACAAGAAGCUGCUGAACACCCUGAAAGGAGAGCAGCUUAACCCGGAUUUCAUCAAGAUCAAUCCCCAGCACACCAUCCCCACUCUGGUAGACAAUGGAUUCACCAUCUGGGAGUCGCGUGCCGUCGCCGUGUACUUGAUAGAGCAGUACGGCAAGGACGAUUCGCUGUACCCCAAGGAUCCUAAGAAACAAGCCGUGAUCAAUCAGCGCCUUUAUUUCGACAUGGGCUCAAUGUAUCCCUCGCUGGCCAACUACUAUUACAAGGUGUUUAUCACCGGACAGUACGGCAGCGAAGAGGAGUUCAAGAAGGUCCAAGACGCCUUUGAUUUCCUGAACACCUUCCUGGAGGGUCAGGAGUUCGUGGCUGGUGACCAGUACACCGUGGCCGACAUUGCCAUCCUCGCCAGUGUAUCCACCUUCGAUGCUCUCGAAUUCGACCUCAGCAAGUACCCGAAUGUGGCCAAGUGGUAUGCCAAUGCCAAGAAGAUUACUCCUGGCUGGGAGGAAAACUGGGCAGGCGCGCAGGAUGUAAAGAAAGUGGUCGAUGAGAAAAAGAAUGCAGCGAAAUAAUUUAGACAUAAAUGUGUAAUAUUUUUAAGUUCUUAUGCAAUUUUUAUUUGCCUAUAAAUUUUCAGUUUUAUAAAAUACUGUCCAGCCUGAGUGGUUAGAAAUGUUUGAAUAUAAUUGUAUAGCUGCUGGAAAAUAUAAAUAAAGUAUGAAUAUUUAAAUUAGCAAAUAUUUUAAACUAUUCCUAUUCUAAGUGUUCAAGAAGCUAAAUAUAAAAAAAUUUAAUCAAUGAGAAUCCCAUUUCUGAAAAAUAAAUUAUAAUCAACUCAUAAAACAUAA